Messenger RNA from Vitrella brassicaformis, 415 nucleotides. The record is from the annotation of a GenBank genome assembly. NCBI's taxonomy places the organism in Eukaryota, Vitrellaceae.
GGACAAUGGCAAUGAGCACCCCAGUGUCACCAGGUAGGCGAAGAUCUCGCAGAGCAUCCCGCCCGCCAUCCCUCUCCGCGUCGGUCUUUGUGCAGCAGGCCAUGUGUGGGCAGCUGCACGGAGUAUGAUGGCAUCGCCCACGGAGUCGGUGACUAGUACGGGUAUCCUGGUGCGGAUUGAGGUUGAGGCUGAUGGAGAGCCUUUGGGGCUGCGGAUCUCGGUGCGGAUCAUCACCAAAGGACACGACGGACGGACGUAUCGCAUCCUUUGCUUUGCAGGCAAUGCGCAUCGGAGCCGAGGGUGCAUCUGCAGUGCAGAGCAGCAGCGGCGUGCGCCCCGCCCACAUGGCCAGCAAGACGGCCUUGCGCGCGGCCAAUGAGAGCCCCAGCCUGCAGUGAAGGCGAUAGACAAGCGG